Messenger RNA from Durusdinium trenchii, 545 nucleotides. Lineage: Eukaryota; Dinophyceae; Suessiales; Symbiodiniaceae. The record is from the annotation of a GenBank genome assembly.
AUCCGAGCCCAUCCAUAGUUUCCCUCACCAUCCAAUCCCAUUCACGGAUUCCAUUGCCGUUUUCUCCACGGCGCUUCGCCUUUGCCAGCGUUUGUAUGCUUCGAUGGUCCUUUGCAGCUGCCGCUUCUUUGGUGGAGGCCUCAACUGAGCAGCCCGACACCAUUUGCUAUCAGGUGGUUGCUGGAGCAUCACAUGCCAAACUUUGCGAACAAGGUUUUGCACGCGGCCUCCAAGUUCUCCACGGACCUGAGCUGGCGUGCUCCUUCAGUCUCCGGGGGCUUGAGCUCUGGUGGAGGUCAAGCGUUGGAUGGAACCAGAGCCGAAUCCUUCUGGAGGAUCAGAAGCACAACCCUGGCAGAAGGAGCAUGAUGCAAGCCAUGAGCACCUUGGAUAGUCAUUCUCACCAAUGACCGCUUCAUCCUCCGUCAAAAUGGAAGGCCAGCUCAGCUCUUCUUUGGCUGGGCCAGGAACUCAGCCGCAGCAGAGAGUGCCAAGUCCUUGAUGUUGUCAGCCUGCACAUCUUCCUUCACCCACUUCUCACUCGC